Messenger RNA from Fusarium vanettenii 77-13-4, 1656 nucleotides. RefSeq lists its product as uncharacterized. Gene Ontology annotation, biological process: transmembrane transport. Gene Ontology annotation, cellular component: membrane. The transcript is spliced from 4 exons. Lineage: Eukaryota; Fungi; Ascomycota; Sordariomycetes; Hypocreales; Nectriaceae. The coding region runs from base 1 to 1656 and encodes 551 amino acids. Gene Ontology annotation, molecular function: transmembrane transporter activity. The record is from RefSeq and is a predicted model, not a curated record.
AUGAAAUCGCUCAAUACUGGACCAGCUCCCGAGCCAGAAGCAGCGAGAAAUGCCUCAAACUAUCCCUUCCUUCAUGGCCUUGAUGGCCUGACACUUUACGAAAAGAAAUGCGUUCUGGUCAACCGCGAGAUUGAUGCCCAGGGCAUGGGACGAUACCAGUGGUACAUAUGGGGUCUCUGUGGCUUUGGGUACAUGCUUGACUUGCUCUGGGCUCAAGCCUUUGGCCUAGUGCUCAGCCCUUUGCAGCAAGAGCUGGGAUUUGGUAACGAUGAGUCGGGCAACAUUUCAACCAGCUUCAACGCUGGACUGACCGCCGGGGCCUUUGUCUGGGGCCUUUUAGCAGACAUUAUUGUAGGCCGCCGUUGGGCUUUCAACCUAACCUGCCUCAUCUCAUCAGUUUUCGGGCUAUGUUUGGGUGCAUCCAACAGCUACAACACCUUUCUCGUCUUGACCGCAUUUGUUGGCGUCGGUGUCGGCGGCAAUAUUCCUAUUGACACUACAAUCACGCUCGAAUUCAUCCCUCAGAAUAAACGAUUCCUGCUGGCGUGCCUAUCCAUCUUUCAACCUAUUGGCGUCGUGAUCUGCAGCGCCAUAGCGUUUGGUUUCAUUCCAGUUUACUCAUGCUCUCCCAACUUUUCAGAGGCUGAGCCACUCCCCUCAUGCAAUGACAACGUAACGCAGACACCAUGCUGUUCACGUGCUGAUAAUAUGGGAUGGCGAUAUCUCCUAUUCACCCUCGGAGCAAUCACGCUGUCUAUCUUCAUUUUGCGGUUCUUUAUCUUCAAGUUCCGAGAGACACCAAAGUAUCUCAUUUACCGAGGACGCGAUGACGAAGCGCUGCAGACACUUCAACACAUGGCCAAGACAAACGGGAAACAGUGCAGCCUUACGGUCGAGAUGUUUGAGUCUCUAGAAUCCGAGCAGAGUUCCCUUGACAGCAGCUCUAGUGCGAGCCCUGCUCUAGGUGGAACAAGUCGGCACAUCGAGUGGAGAGAGAAGACCAAGUCUGAGCUGUCCCGAUACAAGAUGUUAUUUGACGGCUUCCAAAUGACUCGCCUCACGAUCUUGACUUGGUUGACAUACAUAAUGGAUUUCUGGGGCUUCACAGUGGCUGGUUUUUACCUGCCACGCAUCUUGGCUCUCAAGAAUGGCUCCGAGUCUGUCAGUCUAUCUUCAACCUAUGCGGCGUACAUAUACACAUAUGCUCCAGGAAUCGUCGGUGUACUUUUAGGUGCCAUGAUGUAUCGUAUUCCUGCCUUUGGGCGAAAAUGGACCAUGGUAUUGUCUGCCGCCUUGAUGGGCACAUCGAUCCUCCUCUUCUCUACUGUGGACACGAGGGCUAAAAACGAAGGACUUUUUGCCAUGGAAUAUUUCUUCCAGUCCAUGUUUAAUGCUGUUUUGUACGGUUGGACCCCUGAGGCAUUUCCAGCACCUGUUCGCGGUACAGCCUGUGGCCUUGCGGGGUUCUGGGGCCGACUGUUUGGUAUCGUCAGUCCCCUCAUUGCUCAGCAUCUUUACGGUCAAUCAACUGGAUCAGGAGGCGAAGGAGACAUCAACAGUGUCUUGUACCUGGCUGGAGGUGUCAUGCUGGGUUGUGUUAUUAGCACGGCACUGUUGCCAACAGAGCUGAUGGAAACAAAGGAUGAGCGUUCUUAG